Messenger RNA from Dibothriocephalus latus, 453 nucleotides. NCBI's taxonomy places the organism in Eukaryota, Metazoa, Platyhelminthes, Cestoda, Diphyllobothriidea, Diphyllobothriidae. The record is from the annotation of a GenBank genome assembly.
GUUGGCCCCCCUGGUGGUCAAGGCAAGCGAGGACCUCGUGGUACCACUGGAGCUAUGGGAGCAAAGGGAUUCCCUGGCAGUCGGGGUCUUUCUGGGUCGCGUGGCACCUCUGGUCCUGAAGGUCCCCCUGGUCCCGUUGGUAUGCCAGGUGACCCCGGUCCUAUCGGACCAAUCGGUCAGAAAGGCCAUCCAGGCGACCCCGGUUCUGGAUCUCGUGGUAAACGUGGAGCUGAAGGUCCUGUCGGCGAACCUGGCCAGAAGGUAACUCCCUUUUCUAUAAUCGAUGAAAGAGCAUUCAGGGCUGAAGUUCUUGACUGUUCUAACUGUUGCUUUUUUUCUCUUCUUACCUUCUACACCGGUUCCAGGGUCCGAUUGGACCAAUGGGAAAACCAGGCAUUGGCGGUCCAGCUGGUCUGCCAGGUCCCCAGGGUCCUCAGGGCUCGGAAGGUCUGA